Molecule: messenger RNA, 1771 nt
Organism: Budorcas taxicolor (takin)
Lineage: Eukaryota; Metazoa; Chordata; Mammalia; Artiodactyla; Bovidae
Gene: SHPK
Product: sedoheptulokinase
Exons: 8
Coding region: 1-1578 (525 amino acids)
Biological process (GO): cellular response to lipopolysaccharide; carbohydrate metabolic process
Cellular component (GO): cytosol
Molecular function (GO): sedoheptulokinase activity
Source: RefSeq, a predicted model, not a curated record
AUGGCUGCACGAUCUGUCACUCUCGGCAUCGACCUGGGCACCACGUCUGUGAAGGCGGCCCUGGUGGAGGCCGCACCCGGCGACCCUUCCGGAUUCGUGGUACUGGCGAGCUGUGCUCGGGCCGCGCAGGCUGAGACGGCGGCCCAGAGCGCGGCGGCGGGGCCCCAGCCUGUUCCCCUCCUCCGCUGUCCCUAUCCACACAGCUCACCCACUUUGGGCCCAUAUAGAGAACAACUUCUCUGUUCUGGGUUCAUGCACCAUCUGAGGGCCACGUGGGAACUCUGUAAACCAGCACUGUCCAGUGGAAAUGGGCAAGAACAGGAUGUGAGGAGAAUCAUCCAGGCCCUCCACGAGUGUCUUGCUGCCCUUCCCCGGCAGCAGCUCCGGAAGGUCUGUGGCAUCGGCGUGUCAGGGCAGAUGCAUGGAGUCGUGUUUUGGAAAACAGGCCAAGGCUGUGCAUGGACAGAGGGAGGGGCCGCCCCUGUGUUCGAGCCUAGAGCUGUGAGCCACCUGGUCACGUGGCAGGAUGGCCGGUGUAGCAGCGAGUUCCUGGCUUCUCUGCCCCAGCCGGAGUCGCAUCUCAGCGUGGCCACGGGGUUUGGCUGUGCAACUAUCUUCUGGCUUUUGAAAAAUAGCCCGGAGUUCCUCAAGUCCUACGAUACAGCCGGCACCAUCCAUGACUAUGUGGUUGCCAUGCUGUGCGGCUUGGCAAGACCCUUGAUGUCCGAUCAAAAUGCUGCUAGCUGGGGCUAUUUCAACACCAGGAGCCAAAGCUGGAACUUGGAGAUACUGAAGGCCGCCGGCUUUCCCGUCCAGCUGCUCCCAGAGGUAGCGGAGCCUGGCAGUGUGGCAGGAAGAACCUCGCAGGCCUGGUUUGAGAUCCCAAGGGGGACACAGGUGGGCGUGGCCUUGGGUGAUUUGCAGGCCUCCGUCUAUUCCUGCAUGGCCCAAAAGACCGAUGCCGUUCUCAACAUCAGCACCUCGGUUCAGCUGGUAGCCUCCAUGCCUUCAGGAUUCCAGCCAGCGCAGACUCCAGACCCUGCAGCCCCAGUUGCCUACUUCCCGUACUUCAACAGGACUUAUCUGGCUGUGGCAGCAUCACUCAAUGGGGGGAACGUGCUGGCCACGUUUGUCCGCAUGCUGGUCCAGUGGAUGGCAGAUCUAGGCCUGGAGGUUGAAGAAUCCACGGUGUACUCAUGCAUGAUCCAGGCAGCUGCCCAGCAGAGAGACACCUGCCUGACCAUCACUCCAACAGUGCUGGGCGAGAGGCACCUGCCAGACCAGCUGGCCUCAGUGACCGGAAUCUCCUCCUCUGACCUCUCCCUCGGGCACGUGACCCGGGCCCUGUGCAGAGGCAUCGUUCAGAACCUGCACUCGAUGCUUCCAUUUGGGCAGCUCCGGGAGUGGGGUGUGGAGAGGGUGAUUGGCAGUGGGAGUGCACUGUCCAGGAAUGAAGUGCUGAAGCAGGAGGUGCAGAGGGCAUUCCCUCUGCCAGUGUCCUAUGGACAGGAUGUAGACGCAGCUGUGGGGGCCGCUCUGGUCAUGCUCCAGAGAAGCCUUAGCCAGCAGAAGUCCUAGCACACUCGUUGGCCAGAGGACUGUUGCAAAUUUUAUCUAAUUAACGUCCUUGACCCGAUCUUGGGGGUCAUCCUUUUCCUGGACAGCUCUGUGGGCAGCUUUUAAGCAAUGCUUAUUCUUGGGGCCUCAAGAGUAACACACUCAUAAUGCAGCCAAGAAUCAUCAACCAGACCCCAAAUCAGUGCCUUCUGAA